Oncorhynchus mykiss (rainbow trout) is the source of this 2494-nucleotide messenger RNA. RefSeq names its product Fc fragment of IgE, high affinity I, receptor for; gamma polypeptide (gene fcer1g). NCBI's taxonomy places the organism in Eukaryota, Metazoa, Chordata, Actinopteri, Salmoniformes, Salmonidae. Gene Ontology annotation, molecular function: IgE receptor activity. Gene Ontology annotation, cellular component: Fc-epsilon receptor I complex. Gene Ontology annotation, biological process: cell surface receptor signaling pathway. The record is from RefSeq and is a predicted model, not a curated record.
CAGUCUGUCCUUCCUCCAACGCUGUGUGCAGGCCCACAGACAGGGGAGUGGUCUGAUCAUAGAAAAUGGACUGAGCUCGACCACAACUUCCCCCUGCUGCUCUACCCUGGCUUUCUUUGUAACACUGCGUCAUCACCACACUUAACCAACCGACUCGUCAGCCCUGCUCAACCGAUGUGCUGGUUACUGACUGAGCAGUCUGACGUCUGGUAAAAAGAGCUUGUUGCCGCUGCCUACUGUUGUGGUGUGUCCUGUUGUAUCCUUGUUGCAGUGACAAUGGGAGGCAGAUUCCAGGUUCUUUCAGCUCUUCCUCUGUGGUUGAGCUUUGGCAGCGCUGCGGCCCUGGUUGAGCCUCAGAUCUGCUACAUCCUAGACGCCAUCUUGUUUCUGUACGGUAUCAUCCUUACCGUGCUAUACUGCAGGAUCAAGAUGGCUCCGGUGACUGGGACAGCAAAGCCAGUGAAUGCAGAGGAGAGCAUCUAUACGGGAUUGACUCCUCAUUCUGCAGACACCUACCAGACCAUCGGUCAGAAGAAAGGAUUGCACUAGUCGAGGAUGAGUUGAAGAAAGAGAACGUUUGACUCUUUCCAUGUGUUAAAUCACUUUUGUCUUUCCAGGCAUUUCCAUUGCAUCUUAUGUAUUUUAUUUAACAGCUUUUGAGCGAAAAUGUAACGGUUUUUAAAAACAUUUAUUUGCCAUUCAUAUGUGAAAGCCUCCUUUGUAUGUUGUGGCAUGUGUCUCGAAAGAGAGAGAAACGUGAGAAGUGCAAAAGAGGGAAGAAGUUGAGCAGUGGGUAAAAAUGUAUUUACGAUUUGGUUUGACAGUAGCUAGGUUUGCAUCAAAUUUUCGACAGAUUUUCAUGUAAAUAUGAUAAAAUCUGCAUAAAAUAAUAUGCGCAUUUUCCCACCAGAUAUGUUUGACUGACUUUAUGAGGAUACAAUCCUGUGCGUGACGACGUAGUGCACGUAAAAAUAUAUUUUACGGUUAAAUUCCCAUGUACCGAAUGAAAAAUACAAUUUCUAUCGCAUUUUCAACUCUGCUGAUAAUUAGUCACAAAAACUGUUGCAUUGAAUAGCAAACGUACCCGAGUUGGUCUUGGCACAUGCGCUCUAGCCAACACCUAGCAGAUACAGUGCGGGUAGGCUACCUAUUAUGAGAUUAUUAUGAAUAAGAGCGAUAUUAUUUGUAUUGGUCAAACCUAAUCAUCGUUCGUUAUCUCAAUAAGACCCUCGAUGGUAAUUGUAUAGGAGCAAGCAAGCCAACACCUUGUACAUUCACCACCCUGUGAAGUUCAUAAUUUAUUUAAUCUGUAGCCAAAUAAACUGCAUGCUUUCCCGAGACGUAGUGGGAGACGUAGUGGGAGAACCACACAACAUAUAAUUUCAUGACCCACAAAUUUACUUCGAUAUGAUGGUUAUUAUAUCAAUAUUUGCGCAGAAAACGUUUCCACCGCCAUUUCUCACCGCCAUAAAAGUAUCCCACCAUGUCGAACGAACAAACUGUCUUGUCAGUCAGUAUAAGAUUGUACAGAACACCCCCCCCCCCCCCCCCCCCCCCCCACACACACACACACACACACACACAUACACACAUAUCAGAGUCAAAUACUUUCUAUAGAACAAACUUCACGUCAGGCAACUGAAAUUAAUAAUCAAUGUAUGUGUUAUAAUUAAACAGAGGAGGGAGUAAAAUGUUGGCAAGGAAUAAACAUUUCAGAACAACUAUGGCUGAAUUAUUAUCCUUGCACUUUCAAAAAUACUAUUCGAAUGAGACAUGGGAGAGAUGACGAAUUUUGGCAAAGAGAUGUAUUUAUAAACUAAUACAAAUCAGUAGCGGAUUUAGGAACGGGCGGGCGCUGAAGGGGGGGUUCUCCCAGGGCGCCAUACAAGCUAGAACCGCCAUAUACACUUGAAACAAAUAGCCAAACCGAAAACUGAGUGAAGAGUUGAAAUCUCAACUAGCAAGCAAGUCGCAGCAAUGACGAACGCGAUUCCGGCACAACACCGGCAUUUCGUGUUUCCAUAGCUAGGUCGUGACUUUUUUCAUGCGUCAGGUAAUUCAUCUGCAUGAAAUGGUUGGAUGUUUAACUUGUUUGUUCAGCCUAUGUCUUCUUUGUAUGAUACUUAUACUGAGUUUUUUUUAGAUCCAGCUCGAGAAUGAUGUUUUUGGUAUUUUCAAAACGAACGUCUCAUAUAUAUAUAUAUAUAUAUAUAUAUAUUUAACCUUUAUUUAACUAGGCAAGUCAGUUAAGGACAUAUUCUUAUUUUCAAUGACAGAUUUGUAUCUUGUCAGCUCGGGGAUUAUGAAUUUGCAACCUUUCGGUUACUAGUCCAACGCUCUAACCACUAGGCUACCCUGCCGCCCCAUAUAGCUUCAUUCACCGUUUUAUCAAAUCAUGUACAGUUUUUAACUUGAUAUUGGUGUUCUGGGUCUAUUGUUGGAAUUUUCAAAGUUUCUAUGGUGCUUUUAUAAUACAUUCUGAUAAAAUAUCAAA